UUUUCCUUUGUGUGUUUGUUAUUUCAAAAACAGAAAGGUGAAGAGGAGCAACCAUGUCAGACAGCAAUGUUCCUGAAAUAAAGUACGAUGUUUUUGUCAGCUUUAGAGGCAAGGAAAUCCGUGACGGAUUUCUUAGCCAUCUGACUGAGGCAUUUGACACGAAGAAAAUAAAUGGCUUUGUAGAUGAUAAACUUGAGAGGGGAGAAGAAAUAUGGCCAUCACUUGUUGCAGCUAUUGAAAGAUCAGCCAUUUCGUUGAUCAUCUUCUCACCAGACUAUGCUUCUUCUCGUUGGUGUUUAGAAGAAGUUCUGAAAAUAGUUGAAUGUAAAGAGAAAUAUGAACGGAUUGUAAUUCCGGUUUUCUACAAAGUGGCACCAACAGCUGUAAGACAUCAAUCUGGAAGUUACGAAAAUGCAUUUGCUAACCAUCGACUAAACUAUACCAGACAGGUGCAAAUGUGGAAAGAUGCUUUGAAAAAAUCUGCUGAUUUAUCUGGAAUUGAAUCGUCCAAAUUUAGAAAUGAUGCUGAGGUGGUUAAAGAAAUUGUCGAUCUUGUGGUGAAGAGGUUGGAUAAACCCCAAGUUAACCCAAAAGGACUUGUUGGAAUCGAUGAAAAAAUUGCUACUUUGGAAUCAUGGAUCAGUGAUGAACCAAAAGCCACUCAACUCGUUGGAAUUUGGGGUAUGGGGGGUAUUGGUAAGACAACCCUUGCAGAAGUGGUAUUUCAUAGACUACGAUCUCAAUAUCAAGAAUCUUACUUCUUAGCCAAUGAAAGAGACCAAUCAAAAAAACAUGGAUUAAUUCAUUUGAAGAAAAUUAUGUUUUCUAAGCUGUUGGGACAUGAAGUGGAUAUUGACACUCCAAAUUACUUGCCUGAAAACAUUGUUAGGAGAAUUGGUUGUAUGAAGGUUCUUGUUGUUCUUGACGAUGUGAAUGAUUCAGAUCACAUAGAAAAACUGGUGGGAACUCUUGAAAAUUUUGGUAAGGGUAGUACAGUGAUUGUGACAACUCGAGAUGAGCAAGUGCUUAGGAUUAACAGAGUCAGAAAGACAUACAAGGUGAAAGAAUUUAGUUCUGAUGAAGCACUUGAACUUUUCAAAUUGAAUGCCUUUAGUGGAAGUGAUGAGGAAAUGGAGUACGAUGAGAUAUCAAAAUCAGUAGUUCAUUAUGCCAAAGGCAAUCCAUUAGUUGUUAAAGUUUUGGGUCAUCUUCUUCAUGGAAGAAAUAAGGAAGAAUGGGAAAGUCUGUUGGCCAAUCUAAAAACAAUGCCUCCAAGAGAAGUUUAUGAUGUAAUGAAACUGAGUUAUGAUAGUCUAGAUCGCAAAGGGCAACAAAUUUUUCUAGAUUUGGCAUGUUUCUUUCUUAGAAUGCUUGUGCCAGUGCAGGUUAGUGAUCUGAAAUGUUUAUUGAAAGACAAUGAAAGUGAUAAUUUAGUGGCUUUUGAGUUAAGAAGACUGGAAGACAAAGCUCUCAUAACAAUCUCUGAGGACAAUACUGUAUCCAUGCAUGAUAGUUUACAAGAAAUGGCUUGGGAGAUUGUUCGUCAAGAGUCUGUUGAAGAUCCUGGAGGCCGCAGCCGGUUGUGGGAUCUCAAUGACAUCAAUCAAGCUUUGGAAAAUGAAAAGGUUAGUGAGGCCAUUAGAAGCAUUCAUUUGACAUCUGAUACUGCAAUAACAUCAACUAAGAAGCAAAUGUUAAGUCCUCAAAUAUUUGCUAUGAGAAAAUUAAAAUUUCUGGAUAUUUCUGGGGUAGAUGAAAAUGCUUACCACCAAGUUAUUCUUGGUGAAGGAGCUAACUUUUUGGCCACUGAACUAAGAUUUCUGAACUGGGAGAGAUUCCCUAUGAAGUCCUUGCCAGAGAGUUUUAAUGCUGAAAAACUUGUUAUAUUGGAUUUGAUGAUUGGAAGAAUGACAAAGCUGUGGGAUGGAGUGAAGAAUCUAGCGAAUUUAAAAAGACUUAUUCUCUAUUGCGCCAUUAAGUUAAAGGAACUUCCAGAUUUAUCAGGAGCCAUAAGACUUGAAGAACUGUACCUCAGUGGCUGUGAUAGUUUGACAAGCCUGCAUUCAUCUAUUUUCUCUCUGCCAAAACUUGAGAUAUUGGAUCUUCAUCACUGCAUCUCCAUUGCCAUACUUCCAAGCAAGUUUGAGAAGAGGGUGUCUUCACUUUGGAGAAACAGUGAAUUGAGGUGUCUAAACAUGAGUAGUUGCGAGCAGCUUGAAACAAUAGCAGAUCUUCCCCCUUUCCUUAAAACUUUAAAUGUCUCCUUCUGCUUAUCACUAAAAACUCUACCCAAGCUUCCUCUUUCCCUUCAAAUUCUAAAUGUUUCCUUUUGCGAGUCACUUGAGAGUCUACCAGAGCUUCCCCCAUUACUUUCAACUUUAAAUGUCACCUCGUGCUAUUCACUUCAAAUUCCAACCAACCUUCCCUUGUCUCUUCAAAUUGUAAACCUUUGUGACUGCAGCUUAUUUCAGACUCUAGUUGAGCGUAUUCGAUCCGUUGAAACUAAAGAUACCAAAAAUUCCAGAUUAGUACAUCAAACUCUAUCAAAGCUUCCCCUACCCUCAGAGAUUUCGUGUUCCUGCAAUUCAAUCAAGACUGGAGCAGUGUCACUCUCGUCUUUCACCUCUCUGAUUGAAGAUUGUCUAUCUUCCCUGAAAUUUAAGACAGAAGAAUAACACGAAAAGACAAGAAUGGUGAAAAGAAACAAAAUAAUUUUUAUAUGAGAAAUGUCUGUUCAUGAAAAAUGUAUAUCUAGGUGCAUGUUGGAGUUACUUACUGACUGUUAUCUACUGAAACAGUAAAAGUGAAAAUAGAACGAUUGACUUCAG
Vigna angularis (adzuki bean) is the source of this 2828-nucleotide messenger RNA. Its product is annotated as disease resistance protein RPV1. The transcript is spliced from 4 exons. Gene Ontology annotation, molecular function: ADP binding. Bases 54 to 2675 code for a protein of 873 amino acids. NCBI's taxonomy places the organism in Eukaryota, Viridiplantae, Streptophyta, Magnoliopsida, Fabales, Fabaceae. Gene Ontology annotation, biological process: signal transduction; defense response. The record is from RefSeq and is a predicted model, not a curated record.